Aspergillus japonicus CBS 114.51 is the source of this 961-nucleotide messenger RNA. RefSeq lists its product as uncharacterized. The coding region runs from base 135 to 872 and encodes 245 amino acids. The record is from RefSeq and is a predicted model, not a curated record. NCBI's taxonomy places the organism in Eukaryota, Fungi, Ascomycota, Eurotiomycetes, Eurotiales, Aspergillaceae. Gene Ontology annotation, molecular function: lyase activity. The transcript has 3 exons.
CGCCCACUUUGACUGGCUUGGUUCAGGAGACAAUAGAUUCAGCUCGUUUCUGCAUCCUGCCACAUUCUCUUCCACGCGAAGUAGACCCAAGCGUUGCGGAAACAAGCAUAUCACCCUCGCCUAAGAUAUUCAGCAUGGACGGUUUCGAUGUGACUAAAGCGCCGGAAGCCUACCGCGCCGUCAAGCCCAUCGCGGACCUCUUCGUCCUCGGGAUGGGGCUAGGCUGGACAGUCAACUACAUCGGCAUGGUGCACGUCUCCUUCCGCGACAAGACCUAUGCAAUGGCAAUCAUACCUCUCUGCGCCAACAUUGCCUGGGAAGCCGUGUUCGGGCUGAUCUACCCAUCGAAAAGCCUCCUUGAACAGGGAGUCUUCCUCGUGGGGCUGGCCGUCAACUUCGCCAUCAUCUACGCCGCCAUCAAACACGCCCCCAACGAAUGGGACCAUGCGCUGCUCGUCCAGCGCAACCUCCCGCUCAUCUUCCUCAUCGGCAUUAUCGUCUUCCUGACCGGAUUCCUGGCCCUGUCGCGCGAGAUUAGUCCGUCCCUGGCCUACUCCUGGGGGGCGGUCUUCUGCCAGCUGGCGCUGAGUGCUGGUGCGCUCUGCCAGUUGAUCAGCCGGGGCAGUGUUCGCGGCGCCUCGUAUACUCUGUGGCUCUCUCGCUUCCUCGGAUCCUCUUGCACGGUGGUCUUCGCUGGGCUGCGGUGGCGGUACUGGCCGGAGUCAUUUGCAUGGCUGAACAGUCCCUUGGUGCUGUGGAGUCUGGCGGUGUUCCUGCUCCUCGAUGUCUCGUAUGGGUUCUGUUAUUGGUAUGUUCAGCGCUGGGAGCAAUUGCAGUUGGUCAAAGGCGGUGGGGGGUGGAAAAGUGAAUAAUCGCUGGUAGGUUUUGGUCUGGGCCUGGGAAUGUUGUUGCCUCGCUUACUUUCUGCUAUUGCUAGAAGAUGAGUUCUAUAGUGAGUAUA